UCCGGAAACGCGUUUGUCGUUGCGCGAAACCAAGAAGGACGCGUAUGGUUUUAAGAGUGUUCGGACUUGGAUUCUGCUGAAACUCGGCACGGAAUUAAGAGUUCGUCGCUGUUCGCGAGGUUCGUGGUGGGGAAGGAUGAAUCAGCUGGAACAUCUAAAGGAUGAAGAGGAGGAGGAGGAGUCGGUGUGCUCCAGAGAGGACGUUAUCAGGAACAACAUCAACCGCUUUAAGGCAGUGUGUCCUGGUGCCGGAGAACAUCCACUACAGUAUAAUUACACAUUCUGGUACAGCAGAAGAACUCCCAGUCGACCAGCCAACACUCAGAGCUAUGAACAGAACAUCCGACAGAUCAGCACUGUGGCAUCGGUGGAGCAAUUCUGGAAGUUCUACAGCCAUCUGGUCCGACCAGGAGACCUGACCGGUCACAGCGACUUUCACCUGUUUAAAGAAGGAAUCAAACCAAUGUGGGAGGAUGAGGCUAACCGUAGUGGAGGUAAAUGGAUAAUUCGUCUUCGUAAAGGUCUGGCCAGUCGCUUCUGGGAGAACAUCAUCCUUGCCAUGCUGGGAGAGCAGUUUAUGGUGGGAGAGGAGAUCUGUGGCGUGGUGGUUUCCAUACGCUUCCAGGAGGACAUUCUCUCUAUCUGGAAUAAGACAGCCAGUGACCACACAACCACAUCGAGAAUCAGAGACACUUUGAGACGAGUUUUGAACCUUCCUCCCAACACCAUCAUGGAGUACAAGACUCACAACGACAGCAUCAAGGAUAACUCAAGCUUCAGGAACACAAAGAUCACCCUGUGACGAGGAGAUGCUGCUGUCCAGUCAAAAGAGACAUUUCCUUCAACAUUCAGAUGCUGAUCACCUGGCUUGUCAUUGGCCAGUCGGUAGCUCAGAUGAUUCCUAUGGGACCAGUCUGGAGACAGAGAGUGAAGUGUGUGUGUGUGUGUGUGUGUGUGUGUGUGUGUGUGUGUGUGUGUGUGUGUGUGUGUGUGUGUGAGAAAGACCAAGUGCAGAUGUGUAUGGUGAUUGUGUGUGGAGCAUUUACAGUAUGCUUGUGUAUAUAUAGUGUCACAUCUCUUCUUGAUACAAAUGAACUCGAUGUGUCUGUCCUGUGUGUGUGUGCGCGCGCGUUUGAUUCCUGAUGUGUUGAAUAAACUGACUGAAGUG
This is a messenger RNA of Lampris incognitus (smalleye Pacific opah), 1168 nucleotides long. RefSeq names its product eukaryotic translation initiation factor 4E family member 2 related sequence 1 (gene eif4e2rs1). Gene Ontology annotation, molecular function: translation initiation factor activity; RNA 7-methylguanosine cap binding. Gene Ontology annotation, cellular component: eukaryotic translation initiation factor 4F complex; cytoplasm. The coding region runs from base 137 to 802 and encodes 221 amino acids. The record is from RefSeq and is a predicted model, not a curated record. NCBI's taxonomy places the organism in Eukaryota, Metazoa, Chordata, Actinopteri, Lampriformes, Lampridae. The transcript is spliced from 7 exons. Gene Ontology annotation, biological process: translational initiation.